AUGUCGAAUGGCAGAAAGGGCACGUAUCGGGACGCUGCUUAUCGAAGGCUAAUUAACCAGUAUGGCAUCUGCUUUGAGGGGAUGUUGUCUCCGGAUCAGUGGCCAAGCGAUUAUGCAAACACUUUCCAGGUUAUUGAGGAAAUGAGCAACAUCCGGAAAGAGCAAUACGUCAAUGCUUCUAAUGAAAACGAUUUGUGCACCAUGAAAACACUCAUACGACUUGAAAAGCUCAUGAUUUCAGCUCAGGAUUGUCGGCAGAAAGUGGCCAACGAAAUGGAGUGGAGGGAAUCUGUCGAAUUCAGUGUUUUUGCUCCUUUUACCUCUGCAACUAUUUGUCGGUCUUGCCCCAAUUCAACUCUAACUCGGACGGCGGAUUUUGAAGCCUGGCCUAUCAAUCUCAAUGAGGUCCAAAGACUUCGACAGAAACGUGCCAAAAGAAGAUCUUGUCCUUGCAGCUUCAAAGACCGUGCAAAUUCGAAUCCUUACCCGAACACUGAAAAUCACUGGUUCUCCAAAAGACUUAGUCACAAGAUUGUCCACGAAGAUGUCACCACAGCAGACAAGAAAGCCAUCACGGAUCAAGAGCCCGACGUGGUGAUUGGAUUGAGAUAUACAGAGACUCUUGGGCAGUUGCUCUCGUCAAGGAAGAGUCGAUACAAUCCUUUCAAAGAUGAAUAUGUCGUCUUUCCCUUCAUUGUCAUUGAAGCUAAAUCCGAGGAAUCGGAUGGUGGGUUUGGGGCAAUCGAACGACAAAGCGCAUUUCCAGUACGGACAUGCCUGAGACUUCAACAACGUAUCAAAACGGAAACAGGAUCUCAACACUUGUGCCUAGUAUGGUUCUUCGCAUAUAAGGGUGACAUGUGGUGGUUAUAUGGCGCUGUACCGGAGGGCCACAGAACACGAGUCAUUCGCCUAUGGCGUGGAAGUCUGCUCUCACAGAAUGAAGCGCUUCAAUUGCUCCUAAUCGUCGAUUAUAUCCACAGCUGGGCUAUUGAUGUCUACAGGGAUAGUAUACUCAUGUCUCUAGCCGGGACCCCGGAGAAUCUGAGAAUCCUCGCACCGUCUCUUGCCGACAACACAUCCGAUGCUGUCUGGGAAGAUAGACUUAGCGCAGCAGACGUUGAGUUGCGACACUUGGUCCGGCCAGGAAAUCUUCGUUCGAGAACUGCCACUGAGGAUUUCGAGGAUUGCCCGCAUCAGCCAACGGAAUUACUUCGCACGAUCUAUACUGCACAAGCUGUUUUCAAUUUUUCGGCACGGGAACAAGAUUACAGCCAGUGGCUACGAUGGGCCACAAUGAAACCAGGGAGUCCACAGUGGGUCGGAAAAGCAACAAUCCGGCAUGUCAAUUUGGUUGAAACCAGUCGUAAACAGCUGAUAUUACCCGAGGAUACUCAGAUGCUCCAGUUUUAUCUGCGAUCAUGCUGUCCAAGCGUCAAUAUCAAAGACGCUGCCAUGCGGCUAUUGCAAACCAUGGAGGAUGACAGCUUUACCAUCGCUAAGAAUAAUGGGGCUAUGUCAAGGCUGAAUGAUCAAUCUCUUGAUUCGAUGAUAUCAGUGAGAACUUUGAUAUACGUUCAGUCCCAGCUGAAUCCAGAAAGCUGGCAGCUGACACGACAGCUGAUUCAGGUGGUUUGCAGUGUUAGAGCAUUGCAAGAACUAGCAAGGAUCGCAGGAAGAGCGGACGAAUGUGUACUCGAGACUGUGUGUAAUGCUCAUGCACAAGAGUAUUUCAAUCGAGCCUUUGACUCAUUAAAGGUUGUUGAUGGCCACACAUCUGCUCAGAUGGCUCUUGCGGGGCAUCCUUUACGCCUCAGGCUUGCCUCGAAUAACGGUGACACACUGGAUUUCGAAUGGGCACAGUUCAGCCAUGGUGAAUGCAAGCUUACCCUCGACGAGCUUUGCCAGCUAACGUCGACUGCUGCAGAGGGUCGCGAACUCUCGAAACGUUAUACAGUCGAAGCGCCUGCUCUGCACAGAAUACUACCAAGGCUGGAGGCACCAGUUACAUCCACCGGUCUCUUAGAGAUUCCCAGAUCCAGAAAGCAGACGAUCUUGAUCAAAAAGCCAGAUAGCUGGCCUUCCACUACCCAGACGUUUUGCCUCCUGGUCCUGGAUGACGAAAUCAAUUUUGAAGAUACCGCUACACUUGGCAGGCUGAUUCGAGAAGCCAGAAUUGCAGGAGAGAUGCUCGGUGGCAGUCAUCAUCUGACCCAAGGCUGGAAAUUCGACCAGGCUGAUGGAUACUUUAUUGAUCGCUGGAUCCAUAUCAUGGAGGGACGCCUACCUCAAACAACAGCUACAGGAUCAAUUGCAGCACAAAAAAUCUAA
Messenger RNA from Fonsecaea erecta, 2331 nucleotides. RefSeq lists its product as hypothetical. NCBI's taxonomy places the organism in Eukaryota, Fungi, Ascomycota, Eurotiomycetes, Chaetothyriales, Herpotrichiellaceae. Bases 1 to 2331 code for a protein of 776 amino acids. The transcript has 4 exons. The record is from RefSeq and is a predicted model, not a curated record.